AUGUUUGCUCCUCUGCCUGAAGAUCGAUUCAAGGAUGCUUCUUGUUUUGAAGUCACUGGAAUAGAUCUGGCUGGACCAGUCUUCUUGAGAGAUGGAAGCAAAUCAUGGAUAGUUUUAUUUACCUGUUCAGUUAACUGGGAUCAAGUUGUUACUGAUGGAGCUGUGAGUAGAAUCAUCUGGAAAUUUAUACCUCCAUCUUCACCCUGGUGGGGAGGAUGGUGGGAACGUCUUAUCGCUCUUGUUAAAGAUCUUUUUAAAAGAGUAUUGGGUAAAGCAAGCUUGAAGUAUGAAGAGUUAAAUCCCCUAUUGUGUGAAUGUGAAAGCAUUAUUAACUCUAGGCCUAUCACGUACGUGUCAGAUGACAAUGAACUUGAACACUUAACACCGUCUAUGUUUAUGAGAGACUUAAUGGAAUGGGGUGUACCUGAUCUUGAUAAUUUGGAAUCUACCAGUCUUCAAAAGAUACACAUGUAUCGGUUGAAACUUCGUGAAGACCUACGUAAACGUUUUAGACUGGAGUAUCUAGGGCAUUUGAGACAGAAUACGAAUAAAAUUAGAAAGGCUGAUGGUAAUAAGGUGGGAGAAAUAGUUCUCAUUGAAAAUAAAAAUCUAAAAAGACUCUACUGGCAUUUAUGA
Molecule: messenger RNA, 636 nt
Organism: Argiope bruennichi
Lineage: Eukaryota; Metazoa; Arthropoda; Arachnida; Araneae; Araneidae
Exons: 2
Coding region: 1-636 (211 amino acids)
Molecular function (GO): nucleic acid binding
Source: RefSeq, a predicted model, not a curated record